GAAACAUUCACAACAGUGUGCAGAGAUCAUACAUCCUAAAGAGCUACCAACAGGACCAUGGAACAAAGCAAGUUAAAAGGAGGUGCAAUAAUUCAGCACAGAAUUGUUAAUGGGAAAAAUGAAUAUGAAAUUUUAGGAGUCGUCAGGUAUCAGGAUUCUACGUCAAAGGGUACUUCCUAUCUCAGGAAAGGAGAUAAAAUUUUGGAAGUGAAUGAUACUAGUGUGGAGAAUUUGGAACCUGAUGUCCUGAUUGAGUGUCUCAGUAAAACAACAACUCAUCUGGUUAUCCACAGACCACCUGCUGAUGCGAACUAUGAAAAACCCAUCAAGGACUCUGGAUCUAUCUAUGAGCCAUAUUCAAAAGAAACAAGAGUUUUCACAUUUGAUCUUCAGAUGGAAAAGAUUGAUGAUGGUUCCACAGAAAACAUAAAUAAGAGUUGUAAAGAAAGCAGCAGUACAGAACAUCUUCAUCAGUAUGAAAAAGAGGAAGAAGAUGAAGUCGAAGACUAUGAGAUGGCAAACCUUCUGGUGCUUCAGUUAUCUGAAACUGCCAUUUCCAUAAUACAAGGCCGAGGACAUACCCCUGGGACUAUCUGUAAAGUCUGUCACAAGAAAGAUUGUGAUCUUCAUGACAUUGUAGUGCAGUCGUCAAGCACUAUCCAUCUUGUUGCAAGAGGUAAUGCUAACCUGGAACUGAUUCUGUGCAUUGAAAAAACACGUGACAAAAUGCUUGUUAGAAAUACAUCUCAGAAGGUUUUAAUUGCAGUAGAGGAAAGACCCAGACUGAUGUCCAUCAACAGCAGAGUGUUAAGAGAUGCAUGCGUCACAAUAUUUUAUUACAAAUGCUCUGAUGUGAGUGAAACUCCAAAUGGACUACCUGUUGUGCUGAAAUUUUCUAACACCAACUGUUAUCUUGCUUGUCAUGAAGAAGGAAACUGCAUCAUUCUCAAAGCAGAGGACUAUAGUGCCAGUAAUCUGAAACAUAUUAAACAAAGUGAUGAAACCUGGCGUUUUGUGUUUUACAAGAAGGAUGGAUAUGAUGGGACCUGCAAGUUUGAAUCUGCUAAAUUUCCCAGCUGGUUUAUUAAAAGUGAAAGUGAAAAUGCCGUGGCACUGAGAAGUGAACAAACCUGUCCAUAUCCAUCACCAUCCUUUGUCUUUGUUGUUUCAAGGUCACCAGUACAAUAAAAACAAUAUUAAUAUAAGCUAUGAGAUUUCAGUAUGAAAUUAGUGUUACAGACCAAGGGUGCAGCCAGGCAUACACUCUGUACUCCAAAGGGUACUUUUUUUUCUGAGUAUGUUAGAAACAAUGAGGCCAUAUUAUGUCUAUAAACAUCUAGGUUAUCCUGUAAUAGUUUUUGACUCAGCAGCUGAAAAUGUUACACAUGUGAGGUUUGCCUUAGGGGGACAGCAGUUUGAGUGGCGUGACCCUUUUUUAAAUGCCAGGUGGGCUGGGGUACAAUAAUAAAUAUCAGUGAGUACAAAAUGGAAUUCACUGACUACAUCCCUGUUACAGACACCUGCUCAUACCUAAGAGCAAUAUGGAAAGCUAAAAAAAUUUAUGAUUCUGUAUUCUGCAACUCAUAAGUCUUGAUAAUCACUUACUUGCAAUUACUUUUUUAUCUGAUGUUAAUAAGUUUGUUGAGGAGACCAAUCAAACAUCAGAAAUCUAUGACUUUCAUUUAUUUUUUUUAUCUGCUGUUAAUAAAUUUAAGCAUGCUGUGGAAACAAAAAACAA
Messenger RNA from Protopterus annectens (West African lungfish), 1738 nucleotides. RefSeq lists its product as uncharacterized. The coding region runs from base 58 to 1188 and encodes 376 amino acids. The record is from RefSeq and is a predicted model, not a curated record. Gene Ontology annotation, biological process: regulation of non-canonical NF-kappaB signal transduction; neutrophil activation; positive regulation of gene expression. Lineage: Eukaryota; Metazoa; Chordata; Ceratodontiformes; Protopteridae. Gene Ontology annotation, molecular function: cytokine activity. The transcript has 7 exons.